Molecule: messenger RNA, 3391 nt
Organism: Sebastes umbrosus (honeycomb rockfish)
Lineage: Eukaryota; Metazoa; Chordata; Actinopteri; Perciformes; Sebastidae
Gene: rtn2b
Product: reticulon 2b
Exons: 7
Coding region: 97-747 (216 amino acids)
Source: RefSeq, a predicted model, not a curated record
UUGCUGACAGAGCUGGGGUGGCCAAAAAAAGCCUGGUGUGCGAGCCAACAGUGGAAGCACAAGCAGGAGAGGAAAGCAAGCAGGAUCGUCGCUGAAAUGGCCACCAAACUUGUAGAUCUGGUGUAUUGGCGGAAAAUGAGGUGGACAGGUGUAGUAUUCACGGGGCUGGUGAUCAGUCUGGCCAGUAUGUUCCAGCUCAGUGCCAUCACCGUGCUCUCCCACAUCUGUCUGGGUGUCAUGUGUGUCACCUUCACCCUCCGUUUUUACUAUAAACUGCUGGAGCUGCUGCGCUGGAACCCCGGCGUCCACCCUUUCCAGUCGCAUCUGGAUCACGACAGCUCUCUGACAGAUAAGGAGACAGUGGUGCUGGUGGAGGAGGUGGUACUGCUGAUCGCAUUUGCCGUCACAGAGAUCAAACGGCUGAUUUUCAUCGAAAGCAUGAUCGACUCUAUUAAGUUUGUUCUGCUCCUGUAUCUGCUGACCUAUGUCGGCAUCCUAACCAGCGGACUGACUCUGGUGAUAACUGCUGUGAUCGCCGUUUUCUCCUUUCCUCUGUUGUACAAAAAGCAGCAGAUGCGGAUAAGGAGGAUGGUUAGAGCCGUCAAAGCUUUUGUAAAGAAAAUCAAAAACCUGUGCCUCAGUCUGUAUGGAUCAGUGAGACCCUCUUCCGCCCCUGCACCCGCCCCAAAACCUGCACCUGUAGCUGCACCUGCACCCGCCGCCAAACAGAAAGCCAAGUCAAAGUAACUUGUCGGUCGCAUGUUGAAAGCACCCAUUUGGGAUUUGGAAAAAUGUUGGAAUGGUACAUUCUCUGUGGGGCCGCUUUGAGGGGCCGCUCAUUUCCAUUUCUCCGCCGUGAUGUUUGUUCAUGGGAGCAAGUUUUAAUUGAUCCUGACAGCUGAAACAAAGCUGCCAUUCACUCACGGAGAAGGAGUGGAAGUGCAUGAGGAGAAGAAUUUUAUUUACUGAGAUGCUCUCUGUGGGCAGCGUUCAAUAUAACCAGUUCACAUCUACAUCAAGCAGGGACAGAAUAUCACUGUUUUUUUUUUCUUUGAUAACAGGUCUAUUUUUACAUAACCAGUGAGCACCGUGUUCCUGUUGAGCUGCAGAAUUAUUCAUAACGAAGCAGUGAAGCAUUAUUGCUGCUUUCAUUAAGUAGCAUCAUACAUUGUUGGCUGGAUAGAAUAAAUCUGACAGGAACAUCCCCUGCCAUUAAUUAACUUUAAUGAUUUUGCGCUUGCUACAUCAAAGUAUUAGCAAAAGCUUUUUAAGCAGCAACACCUUACAACUUUUAUGAGACUUACAUGAGAAAUAAUGACAGAAUUGUCCUCUGCUCUUCAUACAAAUUGUAGUUAAUCAGGUACAAACAGUGACUUCCUGCUCUUGGGGCAGUUUUGUGAUUAAAGGUACAACAUGCAGGAAUGAAACAACUCUUAACAAGUGAGAGCAACUUCAACUGUCCAGCAUUAACUCCAAAAUUGGACUAAUUAAUGGCACAAAAAGAUGCCGCUUUAUGGCACAAAACACCAAGCAAUUUUUACUUUGCAGAAAAGAGAACUUUAUUUCUGCUCUCAUAUUUUAACAGCGUGUUAAAACUUGCAAUUUUUUUGCCCACUCGGGCACCAACAAGCUGUGAACACUAACCGCCUAAUGAAUAUAAGUUCAAUAUUUAGUUCAUCUAGUUGUGGAAAGGAAAACCCAAACUAUGGGCUGAAAGAUGCUAAAAUGCUGUGUAGAGCUAAACUGGCUGAUAAUUCUCUGUUGCUAUGAGCGACCCUUUCACAUAUAAGUAGUCAUGCAAUCUAUUGAUAAUGUAAAAAUAUUGAUUAUAGCUGCUUUAAGCUUGCCAGAAUGUUUUUGAUUUCUCAAGUUACUAUUUCAAACACUCCUGGAGCAAUGGGACAAGAAAUGCUACUUGGUUAUUGUUGCCUACACGAGUCUUAUAUCUUACAUAACUAUAACUAACAUAUAACUAACUAUCAUGAGGACAUACCGUACCACCUCCAGCCUGUUUCAGUUGCAUACCAGUGUGAACCAGUUGAACCAUAACCUGCCUUCAGAAGACAUUUCAGUAGAUAAAACUACAAUCCACACAUUUAAUACCAUUUGUAAAAUAUUUAUGGUCAUCAUGAUGAGAUGAGACAAAAAGCCAGUUACUUAAAUAAAGGAUUUGGACACAAAAUAGGUCAAUGGACUCAUUUUGUCUCACUUCCAAAAAUCAAACCAACAAAUGAAGCAGCAUCACACCAUGCCGCUGACAGCUUGUGAGGAGAAAAGUGCUUGAGGGGCAGUUUGUCGAGGAGGUGGAGGUCGCUGGCAAAUGACAUUAAAUUCCACACUAUUCUGUCUGUCAGGCAUUUCAUGGAAAUGUCAACAUCCUGUAUAAUAAUGGAGAUCACUCCUUUAGCAUCAACAAAAUUAAAUUUGACUCAAGAACUUUCUCUUUGAUAUUUUUUGUCAGUCCACAAUACAUAAAUUUAAUACUUCCAGAGAGUAUCUGUUUGCUGGCACAACUCCCAUGUCAACAUUUUCCAAAUCAACCAAGAAUGUGUUCAUUGAUUGUUUCUGAGAAUAACCAAGACACCAUCAAAUUACACAAAACACCUCAUGAAGCAAAAUCUAAAAUUCACUGUAACGCUACAUGGCUGCUUUUUUUUGUCGAAAGUCUAAAAACAAACCUGAACCAGUAAACUGUGAGCAGUUUUUUCAGUGCAGCUGGCGAGCUACUGUUAGCAUGUCAGAUGAAUGUUGGUGACCAUGUGGUGGUCGGUGUUUCAGACCUUGAAACAUAGCUGCACUCAUACUAGCAUGUCUUAAUGAACUGAAGUUAUUUACUGUCAUUUUACCUUAUGAGCCCAGGUUGAAGCAGCCUUCAAAUAGGACUUUUGGUAGCUUCAGUAUGUAAUGAAAAAAUAAAAUGGUCAUCACAGCUCAAUUAUUAAAAAAACAAAACUUUUUUAAUUUUUUUUAAUUUGCCCAGAACACUUCAACUGUUUUCAAAAGGACUAUUUCUUUGGUAGAAAGUAGUCCCCAUGAAAAUGCCCUUUAAAGAUGUAAUAGUAAUACAGACAGUAAUAUCUGUUUAAUUUUUCCUGCCUAUUUUGGCUUCUUGAUGUAGAAUUGGCAUCAUUAUGAUCUAUUUUUUCUAGGUGUAUGUCACUUAAUACAAUUGUAAAAUGUGCAAAAAAAUAAAAGUGUAAUCAUGAUGAGAAAGAUGCUGUAAGUGAGGCAUGACAGGGCUUAACCUACAUUGUGCUUUGUUUUUUUUCUGUUAUGGUUGCCACUUUCAUCUUUUGUUUUAGAUUGACUGAUUUCUAUAUGUAUUUACUAUUUUUUAUUAUUUCCUAUUGUCAUGUUGCUCCCCAAUAAAAGGUUAUUUACUAAAAUUGAA